This is a messenger RNA of Zingiber officinale, 1241 nucleotides long. Its product is annotated as vacuolar protein sorting-associated protein 32 homolog 2-like. Lineage: Eukaryota; Viridiplantae; Streptophyta; Magnoliopsida; Zingiberales; Zingiberaceae. The transcript has 8 exons. The record is from RefSeq and is a predicted model, not a curated record. Gene Ontology annotation, biological process: late endosome to vacuole transport via multivesicular body sorting pathway; vesicle budding from membrane. The coding region runs from base 282 to 932 and encodes 216 amino acids. Gene Ontology annotation, cellular component: cytoplasmic side of plasma membrane; multivesicular body; ESCRT III complex.
UCCGAGGACGGAUAUCGCCAUUUAUAAUAAUUCCAUUUGGAUGAUCUCAACUACGCGACGCGUCUCUUUGAUUGCAUCGGCGUCGAUCUCUCCUGGAAGUUUGCAGGAGCGAAGAGGGGAAGGAAGUUAUCCCCCAAAUCCGAUCGAUCAAUCGAGGCUUGGAAUCGGCUCCUUGCGAAGAUAGAUCUUACGGAUCUUUAUCUAGGACUUUGGACCUGGACGAGGGAUUCGCGGCUAAAACUUUGUUUUUGUUGAGGGUGGUUGUUUAGGAGCCGGCUAAGAUGUUUACUCGGCUUUUCGGAAAGCCCAAGGAACAAACCAAUACCUUGGCCACUCUCGAUAAACUAAAUGAGACACUUGAAAUGCUUGAGAAGAAGGAGAAAGUUUUAUUGAAGAAGGUUGAUGCGGAGGUUGAAAAGGCUAAGGAGUAUACCAGAGCAAAGAAUAAGAGAGCUGCUAUACAAUGCUUGAAGAGGAAGAGACUUUAUGAGCAACAAGUUGAGCAGCUUGGCAACUUCCAGUUGAGAAUUCAUGAUCAGAUGAUAAUGCUGGAGGGUGCAAAAGCUACUACAGAGACAGUUGAUGCCUUAAGAACUGGAGCAGCAGCAAUGAAGGCCAUGCAAAAAGCAACUAACAUUGAUGACGUUGAUAAGACUAUGGACGAGAUUAAUGAGCAGACAGAGAACAUGAAACAAAUUCAGGAAGCAUUGUCCACACCAAUUGGAGCAGCAGCUGAUUUUGAUGAAGAUGAAUUGGAAGCAGAACUAGAAGAGCUUGAGGGAGCAGAGUUGGAGGAACAGCUUCUUCAACCUGCUACAACUGCUCCUGCUGCUCCAGUCCAUGCUCCUGCUGGUAGAAUUGCUCGACCUACUCAGAAAAAUACUGCUGAAGAAGAUGAGCUUGCUGCUUUGCAAGCUGAGAUGGCAAUGUAGUCAGUGUUUGGAGUGUUUUUAUUCUUCUGCAGGCUUCUUUAUUCUACUGUGAGAAAGUGAUGCUGAAUAAGUGAAAAUGACUUGUCCUUCAAGGGACGGUGGAAAAUUUGAGUUGAAAAAUGCAACAAUACAGUCUGUAUGAUAAACUGAAGUGGUUAAAGAAACGAGUUUGCCAUUGACUUAAUAUUAUCUAUUUGUGGUUCCUUGUGUCUAUACAUACACAUUCUUGAUGUAACUAUUGAACCACUAUGCUGUACCCUGACAGUUGGUGUGUUUAUUAGCUCUUUUGCCGCAAAAGUUUACGUCGAA